Molecule: messenger RNA, 1201 nt
Organism: Gastrolobium bilobum
Lineage: Eukaryota; Viridiplantae; Streptophyta; Magnoliopsida; Fabales; Fabaceae
Exons: 4
Coding region: 78-854 (258 amino acids)
Biological process (GO): SCF-dependent proteasomal ubiquitin-dependent protein catabolic process; protein polyubiquitination
Cellular component (GO): SCF ubiquitin ligase complex
Molecular function (GO): protein binding
Source: RefSeq, a predicted model, not a curated record
AACUGCAUAAACCGGUUGCAAAAAUGAUAAAAACCUAAUUACACUGGCCCUUUCAUUUGAUUUUCAAAUUGCAACUCAUGGAUAAAGGAAAACUGUGUUCUUUUUCCAUCCUCAGUUCCCUUCCUGAAGAUGUUGCCAUCAAAAUUGCUUCGCUUCUUCAGGUGCGGGAUUUGUGUGCCUUGGGUUGUUGUUCCAGGUUCUGGAGGGAACUCUGCUUCUCAGAUUGCAUUUGGGAGUUUCUAGUCAGAAACAGAUGGCCUUUACUCGCUUCCUUCGAUUUCCCUGUUUCAUCAUCUUCUUCUUUCACUAACUCUCCCAAUUUCAAGAAAUGGAGGAAAUUGUACUUCGAGAGGCACGUCAAGUUGGGAAUUACAGCAAGGUCUGUUGAUAAGUUCUUGGAAGCUUGGACACGUUAUGAAUCACUUGAGGUUGGGGACUAUCUGAAAGCUGUUGAAAUCUUGAAUAGUACGAGGUUUGGUUUUGAAGACGUACAGAGGUUCCUGUUCAACCCUGAAAUGAAUGUGCUGCUUAACUUGGUUGGGGUGCACUAUUGCCUGACAAGCCUUGGGGUUCGGGGAGAUAAUCUUGUAGAAGCUCUUCGGACUUGUGAGAUCUCAGAUAGGCAUGUAUGCGUCAAGUGGUGGAAAGUUGGUAGAUGGUACUAUGGCUUCCGUAUGAGGGAUGAGUCACAUUCUCGAUGGGUUUCUUUGGCACAUUUGGCAACAGAAGAUGAUGAGCAUAUUUUGGGAGUGCUUCGCCGAGGUACUAUUCAUGAGGUUUUACGUGUUCAGAUCUCUGCUAUUGGUCAUACGUCAAUACCUUGGUCCUGCCAGAUUACCCAGAGAAUGGUAUAGUUAUAGGGAUAUAUACACUAUACUAUUAGUAUCUACCAUCUAUCAGUUGUGUUUUUAUUUUUGUUUUUAAAAUUCCGCGGUAAUAAUACAUGUAUAAUAUAUGUCAUCAAAGACAAGACAAUAAUAAGUUACGAUGCUUAUUAUCUUCUUCGCAUGGCACAGUUGAACUCCAUAUCUCAUUGUAUAUAACCGAGUGUUCACUAACUUGGUUUAUAGCAUCACCUCAUAAAAUGAAAAGAAGGCAUGAAGGUAUUGGUGAUGUUACUUUUUAGGCAGAUUUGGUUGUAAUUACACUCAUACUGCAAUUAGACCUUUCUUGUGAGUGAUUCUCAGGCUCAUAGUGACCA